Molecule: messenger RNA, 1620 nt
Organism: Dryobates pubescens (Downy woodpecker)
Lineage: Eukaryota; Metazoa; Chordata; Aves; Piciformes; Picidae
Exons: 3
Coding region: 1-1620 (539 amino acids)
Source: RefSeq, a predicted model, not a curated record
AUGCGAAGAGAUAAAUCGGAGCUGAAAAGGCUUCACCCACCCGGUGACAUCCGGGCCGGGUCACGUCCCGCAUCGACGCGGCCAGCAUCGAGCCUGGCAGCCAGCAGGGCUUUCUUUGCCCAGCCCUCGGAGCAGGACGUGGCUGGUGAGGUCGCCUCUCCGCGGGGCCGGCUCAGCAAAGCCUCGCCGCGGGGCCGGUCUAGCAAAGCCUCGCCGCGGGGCCGGCUCAGCAAAGCGCCGCCGCGGGGCCGGCUCAGCAAAGCCUCGCCGCGGGGCCGGCUCAGCAAAGCCUCGCCGCGGGGCCGGCUCAGCAAAGCGCCGCCGCGGGGCCGGCUCAGCAAAGCCUCGCCGCGGGGCCGGCUCAGCAAAGCGCCGCCGCGGGGCCGGCUCAGCAAAGCGCCGCCGCGGGGCCGGCUCAGCAAAGCCUCGCCGCGGGGCCGGCCCAGCAAAGCCUCGCCGCGGGGCCGGCCCAGCAAAGCGCCGCCGCGGGGCCGGCUCAGCAAAGCCUCGCACCGGGGCCGGCUCAGCAAAGCCUCGCCGCGGGGCCGGCUCAGCAAAGCCUCGCACCGGGGCCGGUCUAGCAAAGCCUCGCCGCGGGGCCGGCUCAGCAAAGCCUCGCAGCGGGGCCGGUCUAGCAAAGCCUCGCCGCGGGGCCGGCUCAGCAAAGCGCCGCCGCGGGGCCGGUCUAGCAAAGCCUCGCCGCGGGGCCGGCUCAGCAAAGCCUCGCAGCGGGGCCGGCUCAGCAAAGCCUCGCCGCGGGGCCGGUCUAGCAAAGCCUCGCCGCGGGGCCGGUCUAGCAAAGCCUCGCCGCGGGGCCGGUCUAGCAAAGCCUCGCCGCGGGGCCGGCUCAGCAAAGCCUCGCCGCGGGGCCGGCUCAGCAAAGCCUCGCAGCGGGGCCGGUCUAGCAAAGCCUCGCCGCGGGGCCGGUCUAGCAAAGCCUCGCAGCGGGGCCGGCUCAGCAAAGCCUCGCAGCGGGGCCGGCUCAGCAAAGCCUCGCCGCGGGGCCGGUCUAGCAAAGCCUCGCAGCGGGGCCGGCUCAGCAAAGCCUCGCAGCGGGGCCGGCUCAGCAAAGCCUCGCCGCGGGGCCGGUCUAGCAAAGCCUCGCAGCGGGGCCGGCUCAGCAAAGCCUCGCAGCGGGGCCGGCUCAGCAAAGCCUCGCCGCGGGGCCGGUCUAGCAAAGCCUCGCAGCGGGGCCGGCUCAGCAAAGCCUCGCAGCGGGGCCGGUCUAGCAAAGCCUCGCAGCGGGGCCGGCUCAGCAAAGCCUCGCACCGGGGCCGGUCUAGCAAAGCCUCGCCGCGGGGCCGGCUCAGCAAAGUCUCGCAGCGGGGCCGGUCUAGCAAAGCCUCGCAGCGGGGAUGGUUCUUUACUGGGGGUGGCAGGGGCCAGAGAGGCUCUGUGGAUCCAGCGCUGCCCUGUGGAUCCAGUGCUGCCCUGUGGAUCCAGUGUGGCUCUGUGGAUCCAGCGCUGCCCUGUGGAUCCAGAGAGGCUCUGUGGAUCCAGCGCUGCCCUGUGGAUCCAGCGCUGCCCUGUGGAUCCAGCACUGCCCUGUGGAUCCACCCUGAGGCAAUCCCUGUCGUCAACGGCAAGCGACACCUGAGAGCUGCGGCGAGGUCGUCCUGA